AUGUACUCACUUGUUACCUGCCUGCUUGUUCUACCGUUCUCCUUGUCGCAGUUCCCAGGUUUCAGACCAAGGCCCUCUAUCGGAGUAGGAGGACUCGGGAGCGGAUUCGGUGGUCCGGGAGCUGGUGCCUUAUUCCCAUCCGGAGGUGGGCGUAGCUAUGCAGUAAGGGGUCGCCUGGUUUGUGGUAUCCAAUCAGCUCAAGGGGCGCGAGUUUCGUUGUGGGAGAGCAGAGGUGGCGGUCAGCCAAACGUCUACGAUGAAGAGGAAAUCAGUGCAUCCGGAAUAAUUGGUCUGAAAGCCGAGUUCCACGGAAGCAGCUGGAGUGGUGGCAGUAACGGAAACUUGUUCAUGACAAUCAUGCACAACUGCGAUGGGAACCGACAGCUGACCAUUGCACUUCCACCUUCUUAUUACAAUCAAGGGCCAGUUGCUAUUAAAACGUUCGACCUCGGCACCAUCAAUCUGGAAGCUCGGUACUCUGAGGGCAACGAAUUUGGUGGCGCAAGGUUUGAUGGAAGCAGAUUUGGACAGUUUGGAAGAGGACCCCAACCAAUUUUGUGA
Haemonchus placei is the source of this 561-nucleotide messenger RNA. The record is from the annotation of a GenBank genome assembly. NCBI's taxonomy places the organism in Eukaryota, Metazoa, Nematoda, Chromadorea, Rhabditida, Trichostrongylidae.